Messenger RNA from Penaeus vannamei (Pacific white shrimp), 448 nucleotides. Its product is annotated as larval cuticle protein A2B. Gene Ontology annotation, cellular component: extracellular matrix. The record is from RefSeq and is a predicted model, not a curated record. Lineage: Eukaryota; Metazoa; Arthropoda; Malacostraca; Decapoda; Penaeidae.
CCCUCCUGCCCCCUACCACCCCCCACCUCGGCCUACCACAGCGAACCAGACUACCCUGAUGUGCCCCCGAAGUACACCUACAACUACGGCGUCGCCGACGGCUACUCCGGCGUCAACCUCGGCCACUCAGAAGCCCGCGACGGCUACAAGACCGAGGGCAGCUACUCCGUCGACCUCCCCGACGGCCGCAAGCAGACCGUCAAGUACGUGGACAACGGCGACGGUCUCGUAGCUGAGGUCAGCUACGAGGGCGAGGCUCAGUACCCCGCGCACACCCCCGCCUACAGGCCCGCUCCCCCCGCCUACCCUGCUCCCCAUGCGUAGAGACAUGAUAAGAAUAUUGGACAACAUAGUAAAUAAUUUUCAAGUUUACUUCCUCAUCUUCCAUCUUUACACUUGUUUGUUACUACGGUUUUAUGUGCAUCAAUAAAACUUUGAUUUUGUGAAA